Symbiodinium pilosum is the source of this 1893-nucleotide messenger RNA. The record is from the annotation of a GenBank genome assembly. NCBI's taxonomy places the organism in Eukaryota, Dinophyceae, Suessiales, Symbiodiniaceae.
AUGAACGCCGCAAAACUUCAGCCAGUUCGAGCAUCCGCUAGCUCCACCUGGGCAAUCGUGGGUGUGGUGUUGUUACUGCUGAAUGGAGUUCGCCGUUGUCUGCCUGUGGCCUUGCAGCCUUUCUCGCAAGGUUUGGGGCCUGCAGGUUGGUGCGCGUAUGUUUUGUCUGGUCUUUUCUUCAUAUAUGCGGAGGGGUACCGUGGCUUCCAACAGAAGUUCUCACCAUUGGUGGUACGGCGAGCACUGUUGCUGGACGGGCAGCAGCCUGUCGUCCGACAGGUGCUUGCACCUGCAUAUGCCAUGGCUUUCUUCCACGCGCACAGGAAACGCAAGGUGGUGUCCUGGGCACUGAUAGCGGGAAUCAUGAUCAUCGUUGCCAUUGUCAAGAAACUACCUUAUCCCUACCGAGCAAUUUUGGAUGCGGGAGUAUGCGCUGGCUUGUCCUGGGGCAUGGGUGCCUGCCUCAAGAACCAUGAUUCGUUCAUGGACGUUGUCGCCGUCUGCAACACCAAACGAGGGAGGCAUCACCUGGACUUUAAUGCGCACCUGCAUGACCGCUUUGCUGGCCAACGGUUCGUGCAGGCCGUGCUGCGUUUCUCUGACCUCGCCCACUCCAUUCCACUCCACCCUGGUCUGCAGGUGAAAGCGGAGCCCGGUUGCUUUGUUGCGUUCUCCUACAGCACCUGCAAAGAGGUCAUGAGUGACCAUGCAUCCUUCAGUUCGAAUCCUUUCCCGGACGGACGUCUUGUGGCGCUGAACACGAUGGGCAAGGCAGACCAUUCCCGCGUCCUGCGUUAUGUGCACAAGCACUACACACAGGAUGAGGUGAAGGGAAUCCAAGACAAGAUUCAGAAGGUCAUAGAGGUGCACACCGAACAGCUUUCUGCCGGCGAGGUGGAUGUUGCUCGCUGGGCCAAGCGCAUCCAUAUGUCCAGCACGUUGCUACGUCUGGGCUUGGACCUGGCAAGCUAUGGACGCGAUGCAUUGGACGAGGUCAUAGACCUCAAUGAUGCCAUGGUUGCUUUGGUGGCCCCUCUUGGGGGAGUAGGUCUGAAGUACGAAACCCUCCCUUGGAACUGGUGGCUCUGGGUUCUUGUAGGCCUGGUGCGCAGCUUCGUGCCCGUGCUCCGCAUGGCUUUUCAGCUUGGUGUGAGGACAACUUGGCAGAUCAUCAGGCCAGAUAUCACGAUACUCAUGCCACCCAAGCGACCGCGUAUGGGCUUGUGGUGGCAUCCACACCUCCUGCCCUUGGUUCCAAGGUACUUUCUUUUGCUUCACGGCCUGCUUGUUAAGGGCGCCUCUGACGGCUUGCUGGCAGACUUGCAUAGGGGUGUUGCCACGGGUGACCUGGCGUUAGCAGAAUGCCUCACGCUUAUGGUACAGCUUAUGGUCAACAUGACAUCCGCCAAUUCUUUAUGCUCGCUGGUUUUUCGGCUUGCAACAGAGAAGGCAGCCUUCCAGCAGGUUUCGGAGGACUCCUCUGGAGCUGCAGACAGCUUUAUUCAAGAGGUCCUGCGGCUGGAUGCUCCGCUUCAACGAAAUCCUCGCAGAUGCGCGAAAGUUAGUGCCAAGUGGGCAGGGGGAUGCACGCCAUUCGAGGGUGACCAGGUUCUCCUUUUCUUAGGAGCCGCCAACAUGGAUCCGGCAGUGUAUAAGGAUGCGCAGCUCUUCAGGCUUGACCGCCAUGACGAGCCCCCGCCGCUUACAUUCGGAAGUGGGAUGCACUACUGCCUUGGGAGCAGUUUGGUCAAGCUGGAACUGCGCUUGGCGCUGCGGCACCUGUGCACCUGCUUCAGAUGCAUAGAGGUGGAUGGCGACUUUGAGCGGAUUGCAGACGUGGAUGUUGGCAACUGGGGCUUUCGGCGUCUCAAAGCUCGCUUGGUCGCAGUGUGA